Populus nigra (black poplar) is the source of this 2475-nucleotide messenger RNA. Its product is annotated as serine/threonine-protein kinase Nek2. Gene Ontology annotation, biological process: protein phosphorylation. Gene Ontology annotation, molecular function: ATP binding; protein kinase activity. The coding region runs from base 142 to 2130 and encodes 662 amino acids. The record is from RefSeq and is a predicted model, not a curated record. The transcript has 14 exons. NCBI's taxonomy places the organism in Eukaryota, Viridiplantae, Streptophyta, Magnoliopsida, Malpighiales, Salicaceae.
AUGCUCAUAUAAAUCCUGUAUAUCUUGGCUUUCAAGGGCCUCCCUUGUUACUUUAUUUUUUUAGUUCUUGAAUUGACAUGAUUUCAUUUUCCUGCAGUUCCUUUCUUUGUUAUUGAAGAUUUAUUUUCUAUCUUAUAGUAUAUGCAUGUAUUGAGCAACUUUACAGACUGUAGUUUCCUCUUGUUAUUACCUUUGUGCAUUCUCUUGAUGGCAUUGGUGAUUUCUUUUUGUCUGUAUCCAGAGAAGCAAGUCAUUUCGAUAUCUCAGAUGGAGCAGUAUGAAGUAUUAGAGCAAAUAGGGAAGGGUUCUUUUGGUUCUGCUCUUCUUGUGAAGCAUAAACAUGAAAAAAAGAAGUAUGUGUUGAAAAAGAUCAGGCUUGCGAGGCAGACUGACAGGUCACGUCGAUCUGCACAUCAAGAGAAAGAGCUCAUUUCUAGAAUACGAAAUCCAUUUAUUGUAGAGUACAAGGAUUCCUGGGUAGAAAAGGGUUGCUAUGUGUGCAUUAUUAUAGGUUAUUGUGAAGGAGGAGACAUGGCCGGAGCUAUAAAGAAAGCUAAUGGUGUGCCUUUCCCAGAAGAGAAGCUCUGUAAGUGGCUCGUUCAACUUCUCAUGGCCCUUGAUUACUUGCAUAUGAACCAUAUUCUUCAUCGUGAUGUCAAGUGCUCCAAUAUCUUCUUGACUAAAGGGCAAGACAUCCGUCUUGGUGAUUUUGGACUUGCCAAAAUAUUAACUUCGGAUGACCUUGCUUCCUCUGUUGUGGGAACGCCCAGCUAUAUGUGUCCUGAGCUUCUUGCUGACAUACCUUAUGGCUCCAAGUCAGAUAUUUGGUCUUUAGGUUGCUGUAUAUAUGAAAUGACCUCUCUUAAGCCUGCAUUUAAAGCAUUUGAUAUGCAAGCACUGAUUAACAAAAUAAACAAGUCAAUAGUGGCUCCACUUCCAACUAAAUAUUCCGGUGCCUUCCGGGGACUUGUUAAAAGCAUGCUGCGAAAGAAUCCUGAGCUGAGACCCGGUGCUGCAGAGCUGCUCAGGCAUCCGCAUCUUCAGCCUUAUGUCCUUAAGAUUCAUCUUAAGAUGAACAGCCCUAGACAGAAUACAUUACCUUUCCAAUGGCCUGAACCCCAUUACAUGAAGAAAACAAAAUUUUUAGUGCCAGAAGAUAAUCCUCUCAAAGCUCACAGGGAGAAGAGAUAUUCACUAAGUAAUGAUAGGGCAUUAAAUCCAAGUAUAUCUGCAGCAGAGCAAGAUUCUGUGUCUUCUACUGAAGGAAUACAUGAUACACCAAGUUAUUUGAAUCGAAGUUUAUCAGAUUCAUCCAUCGAGAGCAGCCAUGAAGGAACAGUCAUUUGUAGAUCAAUUACUUCAAAACCUUCAAAUAUUGCCAAGACUACAAAACCUGCACCCACCAAAGCAUCUGUCACUACUAGGAGACGGACAGAGCCUGUAAAAAAACGUGAAUCUCUUCCUGUUACUCGUACACCAACAAAAAAAUCCAACCUAACAACUCGCAGAACAUCUUUGCCAUUGCCAUCAAGAACCGCGAUACAAAAUUCUGCUCGCGGGACUAAUAAUAGCAUCCUUCUCCAGAUAAAAUCUCCAGAUGUUUCUGUCAAUGCUCCUCGAAUUGACAGGAUAGCUGAAUUCCCGUUGGCUUCAUAUGAAGAACCGUUCCUCCCUUUUCGCAGAACUUCAUCAACUUCAGCACAAGGGUCAUCCAACUCCUUGCAUCAUGGUGACCGCUCAAUCACAAAGGACAAAUGCACAGUUCAGAUCAGUGAUAGAACCUCUGCCAAGCCUAAUUUCACUGAGGCAUGGCAAGGAAUUGAACAUGGCAUGUUUCAGGUAGAUGAAGAAAAUGGAAGCAACUCCUCCAACCAAAAUGCAACUGCUGGGGCAUCAAGCCGCACCUCAUCAGACAUGAGGAGGCGCAGGUUUGACACCUCAUCAUUCCAGCAGCGUGCUGAAGCUCUUGAAGGUUUGUUAGAAUUCAGUGCAAGAUUACUGCAAGACGCAAGGUAUGAUGAGCUCGGGGUGCUACUAAAGCCAUUUGGACCUGGAAAGGUUUCCCCCAGGGAAACUGCCAUAUGGCUGACAAAGAGCUUCAAGGAGAACACUGCCAAACCGGAAGAUUGAUAGUGACCGUUUCCAUUUGUACCAUGCUGCGACUAUUUUUAGAGUUCAAUCUAUCGACUUUUCGCCAAUUAUUAAUGGGAUAGGCACUAGAUAUUUGGGCAGGGUAUUUUUUAGGUUGUAAAAAUUUUAAGCCAAUUGAGAUGCCCCGUGUAGCCUGCUAUACGUCAGAGACUAAAAUUUCCUAUUUUUGCAAAUGAACAGCAGUAACGAGGCUGUGUUCCUGUACUCGGUACUCAAUAGAUCCAUGGCUAAAACUGUAGUGAAUUAGAUGUGUUUAUCCUAAUCACUUCCCUGCUUCCUCAUGUAAAUUUCCAACGGUUAUUUUGAUCUACCAUAUUCUCUUUC